Grosmannia clavigera kw1407 is the source of this 1725-nucleotide messenger RNA. RefSeq lists its product as uncharacterized. NCBI's taxonomy places the organism in Eukaryota, Fungi, Ascomycota, Sordariomycetes, Ophiostomatales, Ophiostomataceae. The coding region runs from base 1 to 1725 and encodes 574 amino acids. The transcript has 2 exons. The record is from RefSeq and is a predicted model, not a curated record.
AUGCCUCCACCCGUGCCGCCGUCUUCUCAGCCGCCACCUGUAAUGCAGACACCCAAUGCGCCGCAUUUUCUCCUGCUCAAGCGGCCCGACCGGCCGGCAGCAACACCGACACAUCCAAGGCACGAUACCGGGGCGCCGGGCUGGUUAACAGCCGGCGAGACACCGGGGCCAGCCACGGUACGAAGCAGCCAGCCUCGGCCGACGCCGCGGUUUGUGCCGUCGUGGACGCAGUCGCAGAGCACGCCGGUCCGGGCAGAUGAUGAGAUCGACGAGGACAGCUCGCCUCCCCGGGCGGCACUGAAGCCAACGGCCGAGAUGACCACGAUGAGGGCAGCCGAUGGCACAACAGGACUGCCACGGCCGACACAGCCGACACAGCCGACACCCUCUGCUUCUAGAACGCUAUGGCAGCCGAGAUGGCAGUCGGCACGACGCCCACAGGUGCGGGAGGACAUUGAAGACGCAGAAGACAGCGAUCUGGACUUGGACGACGACGGGGGCGAGCCCAUAGACGGCUUGUCUCUUGCAUCGAACUCCAUUGAGGAACAAGCAGGACUUGAGAGCGGAAGUGAGGCGCAUGGAGAAAGCGGAGAAGAGCAGCCGCACCAGCAGCUGCAAUCACCUGCACGACCAUUCAAACGGAGGCGCCUGUUUGUGUCGCCAGGAAGAGACGGCAAAAUUACGAGGAAAGUUGGCCGACGACAGGGACAGCUGGUGGACGAUAUCGAAGAGGGCAAUGACGAUAGCAGUGAUGCUGACGGCAAUGACAACGAAGAUAACGACGACGAGACGUUUGGAGAUUACUACAGGGGUCGCCAGAUGUCUUAUGAUGAGAUGGGGGAAAUUCUGGAGGAUGAAGAGCUGCGACACAGUUGGGAGCCGCCAGACGAGAAGGCCGAUGUCUACGAUGCGGAGGAGGAGGAUUUUAUGAUUCUCAAUGCGACGCCGAGCAGGAGGAAUCCGUCAGGGCGACGCACAAAGACGGAGACGGAAACCAGACUUGAGCAACAGCAGCCGCCAACCUUCCAGAGAUCGCGUCUGUUCCUCUCAAUGGGGAAGAGUGACACCACGGCCACAAGAGAGAAUGCAGUGGAUGCGAGAAAUGUGGGCACAUUGGACGAUGACAAUGGUGAAGACACCAAGGGCUACGGUGACUCUGAUGAGAACAAUGAAGACACCGGCAAUGCAAGAGCGGACCGGCAGCAACAGCAAGAGCACCGACACCCACCGCCAGACUUCUUUUCGCCACGGAAGCGGCAGAGGAGGCGGGGCCGACAGCCAUUGCAGCAGAGAGGUGGCACUCCAGCAGCCACAGCAGCAUCUGUUGCAGCAGCAGCACCAGUGUCGGGAGACGGCCAGUUUGUGGCCGGUGGACUGGCGGCUGAGCUGCGCAACUGGCUGGUGCAGAUCAAGGUGCAGGCCAGAAGCAACGGACAGGCUAGUGGCAGCACUGGCAGCACUAGCACCAGCAGGCCGCUGCGAUACGUUGUCGAAGAGGCCAGGCUGUCGUCGGGCAUGUGUCUCGUUCUGGGACGGCCGGAGGCUGAAGUGGGAGUCGAGGCGAAGUCCAACACGGCUCUACGCCUGCUUCUCGCCGGAGACGGACGCUGGGCACCGGCAGCUAUGCUGGCUGGCGGCGUAAUUGUGGAAAUUGUACCGCCAGUCUGGGACGUUGUGAUUGAAGGAGAGACCUGGACGGUGGCCAGCAGCUGGGCCGUGGAAUGA